Molecule: messenger RNA, 912 nt
Organism: Panthera uncia (snow leopard)
Lineage: Eukaryota; Metazoa; Chordata; Mammalia; Carnivora; Felidae
Product: olfactory receptor 2H1
Source: RefSeq, a predicted model, not a curated record
AUGUACACUGCCUUCCAGGACUACCUUACAAGGAAACCCUGGCUAGGAUGCCUAUUCUCUGUACAAUUGUUUCAUUUUUUAAAUCUCGGGACCACGGAGUGCGUCGUCCUCACACUGAUGGCCUUUGACCGCUACGUGGCAGUCUGCUGGCCCCUGCACCGCUACCCCUGCCUGAGCCAGCAGCUGGCGGCCACCACCUGGGCCACUGGCCUGGUGGAGUCAGCGGUCCUGACACCACCCCCUCUCCGUCUGCUCUUGUGUCCCCACGGGCAGGUGGGUGAUUUUUUGUGUGAGGUCCCGGCUCUGAUUGCACUGUCCCGCAGAAACGCCACUUACGGUGAGAUGCAGCUGGCUGUUGUGGUCCCUCACUGCCCCUGCCCGAGCAGUGCUCAGGUCAAGUCUGCCACAGGGUGGAAGAAGGCGUUCCGGAUGCACCCCUCCCACCUCGCGGUGGUCACCCUUUACGACUCAGUCAUUACUGUCUACCUGCAGCCCCCAAAUCCCGACGUUCAGCAAAGGGGCAAGUUGUCCAGUCUCUGCUAUGCGGCAGGCACUCCAGCACUUAACAACCCUCUUGUUCACACCCUGAGGAACAGAGGGGCCAACCUGCAGAACCCCCAGAGCCCUGGCCGCGCGGAGGCACGGGACCGUUUGCACAACGCGGGCUCUGGCGCCCUCUGCCGGCUUCACUCGGCACUGCGCCUGACGUCGGGGGAGGGACUUACCUACCUGAGGAAAACUGGAGACCUGGAGAUGGGUAGAGGAAAAAGAGGAUUUUUCUUCCCCCUGUCCCCACCGCUCUCCACACACUGGGAGGGAACAUUCCACCAGCCCACCCUCAAAGCCUCAGCACGUUCACGGCAGCGGCUGCCGCCACCGGAGCCCGAGUUUAUCUUCCAGGAGAGUCUCUAG